Messenger RNA from Oreochromis niloticus (Nile tilapia), 3835 nucleotides. It is a transcript of the gene guca1d, whose product is annotated as guanylate cyclase activator 1d. Gene Ontology annotation, molecular function: calcium sensitive guanylate cyclase activator activity; calcium ion binding. The record is from RefSeq and is a predicted model, not a curated record. NCBI's taxonomy places the organism in Eukaryota, Metazoa, Chordata, Actinopteri, Cichliformes, Cichlidae. The transcript is spliced from 7 exons. The coding region runs from base 459 to 1025 and encodes 188 amino acids.
GGCUGAUCCGAAGGGCCAGCUCUGUUCUAGGAUGCCCUCUGGACCCAGUGGAGGUGGAGACCAGGUGAGCCAGUCAGUGUAAACUCUCAGUGGAUCCUUGAAACAUCCAACAUGUUUGUCUGAAAGGACACCAAAGAGAGCCCACCUGCAGUAUGAGUGCAGGUGAUUACAGGUUUCUAGGAGCGUGCGCAUCCACUCAGCUGAGCGGCGAGGAACGUCCUGCGUGGGCGUCAUGUUGGGAAACCUCUCUGUGUGAACGCGGCGGUGAGGACCUAAGAGGGUUACAGAGUCCCGAGGUUCGCUCGGUGCCUGCAGAGUCACAGCAGCCUGGAUGUGGGCCACCUCGAGCCUCCGCCUGCAGCCUGAUCGUCUUCUGUGUGGUUUCCUGUCCUGAGCAGGGUCGGAGGACUGCAGACCACCUUUAACAAGCAGCGCAUCGGGCCUCGGUCUCCUCCGCCAUGGGGAACCACGGCUCGAGUCUGGACGACAUCCUGGCUGAGGACAUGCACCACUGGUACAACAAGUUCAUGAAGGAGUCCCCGUCGGGCCUCAUCACGCUGUUCGAGCUGAAGGCCAUACUCAACCUGAAGGGCAUGAACGAGGACGCCAACCGCUAUGUGGAGCAGGUCUUCUUCACCUUCGAUAUGGACGGGGACGGCUACAUUAACUUUGUGGAGUACAUCGCAGCCAUCAGCCUGAUGCUGAAGGGAGAAAUCAACCAGAAACUGAAGUGGUACUUCAAACUGUUCGACCAGGACGGCAACGGAAAGAUCGACAAGGAAGAGCUGGAGACCAUCUUCACGGCCAUCCAAGACAUCACACGGAACAAAGACAUCGACCCCGAGGAAAUCGUCUCGCUCAUAUUUGAGAGGAUUGAUGUGAAAGGUGAAGGCGAGCUGACCCUGGAGGAGUUCAUCGAGGGAGCCAAAGACCACGAAGAUAUCAUGGACAUGCUGAACACCCUGAUGGACCUGACGCCGGUCUUACUGAUCAUUAUUGAGGGCCGGACGGGGAACAACCAAUGAGAGAAAUGUGGAAGCAGUGAGCUGUGAUUGGCCAUUUGGACAGAUUUAACAUUACACAGUGAAAGCCUGGCUGAUUUUCAUGUGAAGAAGGUCAUGAUGGACUCUGUGAGCUGCAUCUGCCAAUCACCUCCAGCUGUAGGUCCCCCCACCCACAGCUCCUGCACCAGGAGUUUGUGGUGCCACACUGGUGCCACCUAGUCUUUUUCUUGGAACCAACACCACCGCAGUGGAAACAAGGGCCUCAUAUUCCUUUGCCAUAGAGAACCUCAUUUCAUCCAACAUUUUGCCAAUUUCUACUUCAACUAUUUGGAAAAUGUGUCGCACUGAUGCUGGACUCAGAAUCAGAAAGUUGAGAUGAUACCUGAAGCUCAGUUUUAACAGCAACAUUAAUAAAAACAACUACCAAAAAUAGUAAUAACAAUAAUAACUAAUAGUAAUAACUCUUCAAAUUACUACAAGCUGUCAGAAAGACUUUAAAUCUUUUCAACAUCUCAACAUCAAAGAUUUUCUCCACAGAUUUAUUCAUCUGACUUUGAUCUAUAAGAAAAGAAAAGAAAAGAGUUUAUCAAUACUGAGACAGCAGCACAGUAAAAGGACCUGAACUGUGACUUUGCCUCCAUGUCUGAGAAUACUGCUAGAGCGAUUUGUGUGCUAACAGUUUUGAUUUGGAGCCGGGAGAUUAUCGUACAGCUGAUCCUCUUAAUGCUGCCAAAGGAUCUGACUCUUCCUCUAGAGGAGGCUUCAUCAUCUCACACCCCCACGCAGGUUCAUGUCGUUGAGGACAAAACUAAAUGUUUCAAACACAUCCUGCAGCAGUGAUGUGUUUAACACACAGUCAUAUCAGAGUGAAGCGGUGCAUUCAGGGACCAAAGCUGCUCCGUCAGCUCUUCUGGCAGCAGGCCAGUCCCACAGUCCACUCGGGUCAGGCCGGACCAAAGUAGGGCGCCUGAGGGCAGGACGACCUAUCAUCUCACUCACAGUGGAGGACUAAGUACAUUUACUCAAGUACUAUGUUUGACCUCAUUUGUAUGCCACUAUCUACUGCUCCACGUCUCAGAGAGAAGCGUUGUACUCCUCUCAGUGAACCAAGCUAACACAUCAAAGCCUCAACAUGAUAUUAAUGAAGAUGUGAGCACCAGCACACCUACUCAUAUUUAGUGACAGAGACCAAAAGGACUCAAUGAAUGAUGCUUUUUGAAUGAGGAUUAGAGACGGCAUCUUGUGGCCAUUGUUGGAAUUGCACUUUUACUUAUUUCUGCACUGACUUCAGUAGCAGUACCUAAAGAUAAAUCAUAUCUUUUACCCACUGAUCACUUUGUUCUAAUUCUACUGAAAGGUUCAGCAGGUUUAUGUCGAUGAAUGCUGUGCUGUCUUCAGUUAAACGUAGUGAGCCAGCGCACAUUUCCACCAUUUUGGAGUGGAAUUAUUAUACCUGAGGAUGUGUCAUUAAUGAAGGGUGGAGGACAGUCCACAACAGAAUGUCAAAUAUACAACAUAUCCAACAGUUUUAUCAACCAAAUAUCAAAAAAAAAGUUUUCUGGUCAUUUCGGGAGAAAAAAAAACUUUGGGGUUCUGAACCACUUAAUCUUUGGUCAAUUUUAAGUGGACGAACUGAAACAGAAAACGUUCUGUUGGUGUUGUUGGAAUCUGAGAGUUAUCAGAGUUUAAACAGGAAGAAAUCAGCAUAUCAUGGAGUCUAUACAGUCUAUACACAAAAUCUGCUGUGUAGACUGUUCAGUGUUGUAAGGUAUGAGAAGUCCUGUUUCCCGGACAAGACCCCAAACAUGUUAUAACUUCAAAUUCAAAGGCACACAGAGAACCUAACAUGAGAUCUCACCAUGCUGCUGCUGUUAUAACAAUGAAAAUAAAGUUACUUACAAAGGAAAAAGGAGAUAAACAAAAGAAUAAGACUGUGAACCAGCCAUCUGUUUCCUCUCUAAACUAAUGAAACCAAAACUGAAGACUGUGAUUAACUCCCAGCUCAACUCAUAGUACACAGAACUACAAAAGCAACAAAACGUAACGCUAGUGCUGAUGGAAGUGAGGGAGGAUGACUAAGACGCCAACCUUCAUCUCCGCCUCCUCUGGCUUUAUAUGUGUGUGGUGGUUCAUCUGCAGCCAGUCAGCACUAAUAAUAAAUCAGAGAGAAGAGAGCAGGUUAAUGAGAAUGAUUAGAGAUAAUAACAGGAUGAUGGACGUGUCAGCACGUGUAUAGAAUGUUAGCGUAAAUUAAGAGUAUCCAUACACAGGAUACACCCCAACAGCAGGAUCAGAUUUUAGAUGAAGUUUGCAUUCACCUACUUGUGUAAAAUAAAUCAGACAUAAGCAAAAUUUGGGAAAAAUGGGAAAAAAACCAGAGGUGGCUGUGUGCACAGUCCACGAUCAUAACUUCACUGAUUUUUGAAAAAUACGGUCGGCAUAAUCAUCAGCUCAGCUGCACAAAUCAGGAGCUUUUUUUUUAAAUAAACCAGUUUUUCCACUGAGCCCUCUAGUGGACUCUCACAGCAGUACAUAUGCUAUAAGUUUAAAGGACAAGCGCACUACCGGCCUGGUUUUGUGCGACAGGUCGCUCGAUUAAAUGUUUUAAAUGUUUUAUUUUUACAAGGUGACAUGCGUGACCAGGUCAGGGGGGUCUGAGAAUGUCUGACCAGCUAAGCUAACAGGUCCUACUGUGCAACAGAGAUUUUUAUGGUGAAAAUGUGUCCUGUUAAAACUUUAGUUCUAACCACUCACGUUUUGUGCUGCCUUAUCAAUAAAGCUUUUAAGCAAACUGUGUGCUUUUCAUUUAGCCCCAUUAAAGAAUGCAUAAA